This is a messenger RNA of Chenopodium quinoa (quinoa), 2085 nucleotides long. RefSeq names its product protein trichome birefringence-like 43. Gene Ontology annotation, cellular component: Golgi apparatus. Bases 555 to 1880 code for a protein of 441 amino acids. Gene Ontology annotation, molecular function: O-acetyltransferase activity. The transcript has 4 exons. NCBI's taxonomy places the organism in Eukaryota, Viridiplantae, Streptophyta, Magnoliopsida, Caryophyllales, Amaranthaceae. The record is from RefSeq and is a predicted model, not a curated record.
UCCUAUUAUUUACUUUUAAAAGGUUCGGACAAUGUGACAAGAACGACAACGAAUCUUAAGUUGAAAAGUACGAGUAACAAAGUAAAACGAGGCUGGAUAUUCAGCAACAAAGUCGGAUAAGGGAGAAUCUAAUUAAGUUGCCGAUCUGCAGCAAAUUUAUCUAUUUCUAGUUUAUUUACUGUAAAAAGAAAAAAAAAAAAAGGUGUACUGUACUAGAAAGCAGUAACGAAUCAAACUUUUGUCUUGCCGUUUACUCUUCAAGUUCAAUUAAAAAAAAAAAAAAAAAAAAAAAAAAAGCCGUUUUCAAGAGUAGUAGUUGCACAAACUUACAUCCCAAAUCUAAUAAAAUUAUAAAAAAGUAGGUUGCCUAACAUCUUUGAUUUAUGUCUUGAAAUUACUAACUUAAUCAUAUUUCACAUGCUAAUGCAUAUGCAUGUGACUGUAGUUUACAAAGUUGACUGACUUAAUUAGCUACUACUACAUGUACAAAAUAUAAUACCAACUACAUUAUAAACAGCUCAUUAAGAGCUCAAAAGGAUCUCCAACUUACAGUCAUGGAGCUUGUUUCAACUGUUAAUGAUUCGUGGAAGUAUUUCGCGGCUGGAAGCUUUGUUGGGUUCACCCUGCUGCUUCUGUUUGCCUAUCAGGUGAACCCGUAUACGAGUUUUAUGGCUUCUCGGAAUACUGUGGUUGAAUUCGUCCCAUUGGAUGAAACUGAUGCGACUGUUAGUGUGAUCAAGCCUUUGGAGCAUUUUAAUAUCACUGUUAUUAGUCCGAAGAAUGAGGUGAAUUCGACAGUUGAAGAUGUCGUCGAGCCAGCUGAGGAGGUUGAUAAGGAAUGUAACAUGUUUGAAGGGAGGUGGGUGUAUAUGCCGGAUGAAGAUCCUGGAUAUGAUUCAACUAGGUGUCCGUUUAUUGAGGAGAAAAUGAGUUGCAGGAAAAAUGGGAGACCGGAUUUCGAGUAUGAGAGGUGGAGAUGGGAAGCUAAGGGUUGUGACAUACCAUUGUUCAAUGGAACUGAUAUGCUAGAAAGAUUGAGAAAUAAGAGGGUGAUUUUGGUAGGAGAUUCGCUAAAUCGAAACAUGUGGAUGUCUCUUGCUUGUCUUCUGUAUUCCUCCAUUCCUUCUUCUAGUGUUGAAGUGAGUGCAGAAAGUCCAGUUUAUAAGUUUUUGAAAGCUAAGGAUUAUAAUUGUACUGUUGAAUUCUAUUGGAGUCCAUUUCUAGUGGAGUUUAUUGAAAAACAUGUAAGUGGUCACAAAGUUCUUGUGCUAGACAAGCUAUCACCGAAUUCGUUGCAAUGGAAAGGAGCUGAUGUUAUGGUAUUCAACUCCGGCCACUGGUGGCUUCACGGUGGCAAAAUGAAAUCGUGGGAUUUGUUUGAAUAUGAGGGUAAGUUAGUAGAAGAGAUGCCAAUAGAGCUAGCAUACGAACGAGCCAUGACAACAUGGUCAACAUGGAUCAACAUCAACGUCGAUUCCAACAAUACAUCAGUAUAUUUCCGAAGUCUAUCAGCAGUGCACCACAGUUCAGACGAUUGGUGCUACAAUGCAACCCAACCUCUGGAGGAGGACUCAGUGAAGUCUGUCGCGCAAAGAUCUGAUGUACUCCUUCCGGUCAUUAAGAAGGUGAUAGAAGGGUUGAACAACAACAUACAAGUGAAGUACAUGAAUAUCACAAAAUUGUCGCAAUAUAGAAGGGAUGCACAUCCUUCAAUUUAUAGGAGCAGUCAAUGGAAAGUUAUGAUCAAAAAAUUUGAGAAUAGUCUAACAGGAUAUGCUGAUUGUAGUCAUUGGUGUCUUCCUGGAUUGCCUGAUACUUGGAAUAGAUUACUUUAUGCUUCUCUGUUCUUUAAUACUUCAGGGGGUAGAACUAGUCCUUAGAAUUUUUUUUUUGGUUGACAAUUUUUUUUUUUUGAACAGUUCUUGGAUUAGGUGAGAUGGAAAAGUUGGACAAAGGUUCAACUUUAACCUGUUUAGUGUUUACAAUCUACAAAAUAAUACUUAAUUUGUUCUUUUUAUAUAUUUAUAUAAUAAAAGUUGAUACUGAUUUGUUUAUAUCCCUUAAAUAAUUUUUGUGAUUUAUACA